Messenger RNA from Colossoma macropomum (tambaqui), 2029 nucleotides. It is a transcript of the gene prmt2, whose product is annotated as protein arginine methyltransferase 2. The record is from RefSeq and is a predicted model, not a curated record. Gene Ontology annotation, molecular function: protein binding; protein-arginine N-methyltransferase activity. NCBI's taxonomy places the organism in Eukaryota, Metazoa, Chordata, Actinopteri, Characiformes, Serrasalmidae. Gene Ontology annotation, cellular component: nucleus. Gene Ontology annotation, biological process: peptidyl-arginine methylation. The transcript is spliced from 9 exons. The coding region runs from base 344 to 1603 and encodes 419 amino acids.
GCAUGUAAAUGGUUCUAUAUAUAACUUGUGGCUCUAAAUAGAACCAUUGCCUUAACUAAAGAACCACUGAAGAGGGAUCUGUUUUAAUGGUUUAGCUUUAAAAUAUCGAAUAAAGAAACGCGCUGUACUGGUAAACCUGCUGGUUUUAUAUCUCUGAUUCAGUGUUUUAUUGUUUUUCUAUUAGGUUAUUUCUGUGUUUACCGUGGCUGUGUGCUGCAGUACCGCUUGUUGGCCGCAGGUGGCAGUAAAGGGCGACGCAGCUCCGUUGCCUGCUUUCGGUUUCCGUGGGCUAUUCUAAUUCGUCUCUUUUUGUUUGUUUGUUUGUUUGUUUGUUUCGCUGGAGAUGUUUGAAGAUGAACAGGCGGACAGUAAAAGCCCGGAGGAGUUUGUAGGAUUAGAAGAUUUCACAGCCAGCGGUGCGGAGCAGCUGAGUUUCUCAGCUGGAGAGAAGAUCCUGGUCCAUGACCGAAGCUGUGCUGACUGGUGGUGGGCGGAGGUGGGGGGCUGUUAUGGAUACGUGCCCUCCAGCUACCUGCACCAAGCAGCUGCUGAAGUGGAGGACGCCUGGCAAGAUGAGGAGUAUUUUGGGAGUUAUGGAACUUUGAGGCUUCACCUGGAGAUGCUGUCGGACAGGCCGCGUACAGAGACGUACAGGCAGGUUAUCGUGAGCAAUAGCGCCUCCCUGAGGGGGAAGGUGGUGAUGGAUCUGGGCUGCGGCACCGGCAUCAUCAGCCUGUUCUGUGGCCGUCUGGCUCAGCCUGCAGCGGUAAAUACCAGCAGAGGAGACACGGUGUACGCUGUGGAGGCGAGCGCCGUGGCCGAACACACAGAGAAGCUGGUGAAGCUGAACGGCUGUGAGGGAGUGGUGACCGUCUUUAAGUCCAGAGCGGAAGAGCUGACGCUGCCUUCGAAGGUGGAUGUGCUGGUCUCAGAGUGGAUGGGAAACUGUCUUCUGUUUGAGUUCAUGGUGGAGUCGGUGCUGUGUGUUCGGGACCGCUGGCUGAAGGACGGAGGGAGGAUGUGGCCCUCGUCUGCCUCUCUGAGUCUGGUACCCUGCCAGGCUCACCCUGACUACACACAGAAAAUGGAAUUCUGGGAGGAUCUCUACGGCCUGGACUUCAGCUGCCUGCAGCCGGUUGCGCAGGAGGAAUUCUUCUCUAAGCCGAAAUUCAGCCAUGAGCUCGACCCUGAGGACUGUCUCUCCACCCCCUGUGAUGUCAUCACUCUUGACAUGCACACAGUUCGCGUAUCAGACCUCGAGAAGCUGAGAGGAGAAUUCCGGUUCCCUGUUGAAAAGUCUGGAACGUUGCAUGGUUUCACUGCCUGGUUCAGCACUUUCUUCCACAGUUUACACGAAGGAGGACCAACACUAGAGCUCAAUACAGGACCAAACUCUGAGCCAACUCACUGGAAGCAGACUCUGUUCAUGUUGGACGCACCAAUCCCAGUUGAGGAGGGGGACUGUGUUGGCGGAGCCAUUGUCCUGCACAGAAACCCUGUAUGGAGACGGCACAUGGCCAUCACUAUAGAGUGGAGUAUAAAAAGCAAAAACGCUGCUGUGUUCUCUGAGGUGAAAUCUAAGCGCUUCCCCAUGUGGAGGUGACCCUUAGCUGCCUGAUCAGAGAAAAAUCUACAACUCCAGCAUUUGUUUACAGUUUUCAUCUCCGUAACGUCCAGGAUGGUGACUGGUAAUGUCUAGAUUCUGGUUAAUGUCCGAAAAAGUCCAGAGGACUUUGUUUACACUGAUUUACAACAAGAAACACGACCUGACAGCAUCAUGACACGACCAUUACUGAUUAUUAAUGAAUUAAUUUCUCUUGUCUACUUAUUUGUAGUCAAUUAGUAAAAAUGAAACACUUAAAUGCCUAUGUUUUAUGAUAAGAUCUGUAUAUAAGUCUUUCUGUUCUUUUAUAUUGUCAGUUUUUUACAUAGGUAUGAACUAAUGUGUCUACAAAAAUUCAUUACAGUUUUCAGUGCCACACAGUCCUCCAUUUACUUUUGGUCAGUACAUAAAGUUUGUUUAUUAAAA